AUGUCGUUAAACAAGCCAGGAUUGACUCAAGAGCUUCAAAAGAGUUUCACGAGGAAGAGAAAGGAAUGCUCUAUGGACCAGGCAUCGCCGAUUGAGAAGAGCUUCGGAAGUAUUAUCGAUGGUUUUGCAAAUAAUAACAUUGCUAUAACUGAUCAGAACUUAUAUUCUAAACCAUUGAAAUCUUUUAUUGAUGGUAAAGGAUUGCUGAGAGUUGGAGGAAGACUCGAGUAUGCUAACAAAUCGUAUGAACAGAAGCAUCAUAUAAUACUUCUCAAGUCUCAUUAUGUUACAGAAUUAUUUUUACGCGGAGAACACGAAAGGCUUCUGCACGCCUGCACUCAAACCACACUUUCAGUUGUGAGAAAAAAAUAUUGGCCGAUUGAUGGGCGCAAUACAAUUAAAAAACUAACGUGCGUUAGAUUUAAGGCGGCGGCUGCAGAACAACUUAUGGGCAGUUUACCAGUCGAUCGUGUUAAUGUGAAACGUCCGUUUUUAGCUAUAGGGGUAGAUUAUGCAGGUCCAGUUAUGCUGCGAGCAAGUCGGCAACGUAAGACUCCUCAAAUUAAAGCGUACAUUGUCUUAUUUGUGUGCAUGUCCACAAAGACAGUUCGCGGUAGGUGUUCGAUCAUUCAUAGCGAUAAUAGCAAAAAUUUUGUAGGUGCUAAUAAGGAAUUAGCUGAGUUAUUUAAAUUUUUUAAAGCAGAUGAAAAUAAGCGACGUUUAAUUUCGGCCGUUACACAGUUAGGUAUUACUUGGCAGUUUACACCUAUGUAUGCUCCACACUUUGGCGGUUUAUGGGAGGGGUAG
This is a messenger RNA of Ctenocephalides felis (cat flea), 807 nucleotides long. RefSeq lists its product as uncharacterized. The transcript is spliced from 2 exons. Lineage: Eukaryota; Metazoa; Arthropoda; Insecta; Siphonaptera; Pulicidae. Gene Ontology annotation, molecular function: nucleic acid binding. The coding region runs from base 1 to 807 and encodes 268 amino acids. The record is from RefSeq and is a predicted model, not a curated record.